Molecule: messenger RNA, 1650 nt
Organism: Hirsutella rhossiliensis
Lineage: Eukaryota; Fungi; Ascomycota; Sordariomycetes; Hypocreales; Ophiocordycipitaceae
Product: aspartic-type endopeptidase
Exons: 3
Coding region: 1-1650 (549 amino acids)
Source: RefSeq, a predicted model, not a curated record
AUGCUUGCUCGCCUCGUGGGCUUCGGCCUGUUGGCCUCGAAUCUCGCCGCCAGCUCGUCCUGUCCUCAGCAGCCCUUCCAGCUGCCAAUCAAAGAUGUCCAGGUCUACCCCAACGUUGCCAACUCCUUCAUGACGGGCAUUCCCGCCAAGAUUGGCACCCCGUCUCAGGACAUUGUCUUGCUUCCCUGGACAGAACUCAACAACACCUGGAUCUACGACCAGCAGGUCUCGUGCGUCAAAACCGUCGUCCGGAGCGAUUUCCUGUGCGACAUCCGACGCGGUCGUCCCUUUGACGAGGACAAGUCCACCACCUUCCAAAAGGCCACCGACAUUGUGGCAGCUGGCGGCGCCACGGUCGAGGCCAGCUACCAGGGCUCGGAAAGGGGCAUCCCCAAGCUCAUCGCCUCCGGCCUCGGCGGCACCGAGUCCUUUGCUCCGGGGGGGAAGGACGGUCUCAACGACUUCCCCAUCGGCAUCCCCCGCCUUCAGUGGGAUCACGGAUACACCACCCUCCACCCGCUCGGCCUCGGCUCCAACUCAACCUACCUCAACGCCCUCCGCCAGGCCGGCAGGAUUGGGUCGCGCGUCUUUUCCAUCUUCUGGGGCCGCGUGUGGGACGAUUACCCCGUCGACGGCGCCCUCGUCGUCGGCGGCUAUGAUAAGGAGAAGACCAUCGGGCCCAACUUUACCGCCCCCCUCGAUUAUGGCGAUUUUGGCGACCCCUCGGGCUGCUGGACGGGCAUGAAGGUUCACAUCACCGAUAUCCAGCUCAACAACCUCGAUGGCUCAGACGUCAGCCUUCUUCCGUCGAGCGCAAACAUGCCCGCCUGCAUCGUGCCACAGAGGCAGAGCUUGAUGGAAGUUCCUCGGCCGCUGUUGCACAAGUUUGAGCGCGUCACCAGGACCAAGAGCAACGGCACCUCCUCUGGCCUGCACUGGGGUGCGCCGAUAUUCAGCGCGGACAACGUCUUCGAGGGGGACUUGACCAUUGUUCUCAGCUCAGGACUCAAGGUGCGCGUCCCAAACACCCAGUUCAUCACGCCGCACCUCGACAUGGAUCGCAACGGCACGCGCACCCUUGACGACGACCAACUCGACCUGGUCAUCACCGGCAUCGAAAACCAGCCCGCCACCCUCGGCCGCUACUUCCUCACGUCGGCCUACCUCAUGGUCAACCACGACGCCAAGGCCUUCACCCUCUGGCAGGCGAACCCGACGACGUCAUCCAGCCUGGUCCCCGUCCUCGACGAGAAAACAGCCAAGAAGUGCGGCAACGCCAACGGGAUCACACAGUCGUCCAUGUCACGGACGCCGUCUGAUGCCUCGAAGCCGUCGGGGGCCGUGAUAGGUGGCGCCGUGGCCGGAGGCGUCGUCGCCGCGCUUCUUGGGCUGGGAACAUUUUUUCUGAUCCGGCGCAGGCGGCAGAACGCGGGAGGCGAGCAGGCCAGCCCGGAUGGAGGCAGCGCCGUGUCAGAGCACAAGCUGGCGCAGUUUACACCGGGAGGCGCUGCGGACGCCGAGAGCUGGGCGCAGGAGAUGGACGGGUCGCCUGUGACGGCGACUGAGAUGUACAGCAGCAAUCACGAGGUGUAUGAGAUGGAUGCUGACGCAUAUGGGCACCGGGCGGUGCCUGAUGACAAGGAGUGGUGA